This is a messenger RNA of Notolabrus celidotus (New Zealand spotty), 3620 nucleotides long. RefSeq names its product hydroperoxide isomerase ALOXE3-like. The transcript has 15 exons. Lineage: Eukaryota; Metazoa; Chordata; Actinopteri; Labriformes; Labridae. Gene Ontology annotation, molecular function: protein binding; oxidoreductase activity, acting on single donors with incorporation of molecular oxygen, incorporation of two atoms of oxygen; iron ion binding. Gene Ontology annotation, biological process: lipid oxidation; linoleic acid metabolic process. The record is from RefSeq and is a predicted model, not a curated record. The coding region runs from base 150 to 2162 and encodes 670 amino acids.
UCAUCCAAGCUGACUGUUGCCACUGACUGCACACUCCCACAAAACUGCAUUUAUAAGGGAGUCAGUGGUGAUAGCUGUCACAAAAAGAACAGUUAGUCAAAGGGACUUCUUGGCCUUAUUCACAGUUUCCUCCUAAUUAAAGAGUGAAAAUGGUGAACUAUGAAGUGAUUCUAUCCACUGCCAAUGUUGUUGGUGCCACCACUUUCAAUAAUGUCUUCAUUAAGCUGGUGGGGACGGAUGGGGAGAGUGAUCGCAGUUGGCUCAUGAAUUUGAAAGGGCCUCUAGCCUUCACCACUGGAGCAGUGUCUAGUUUUAAUGUGUCCUGCUCUGAGUCCAUUGGGAAGUUGGUCCUGAUAGAACUAGACAAACAGCGUCUCCUAAUUUUCCCUGAAGACAACUGGUUCCCUGCCAAGGUGGAAGUGAAAUCGCCCGAGGGGGACACCUACAACUUUCCUGUGUACCGCUGGAUCACUGACAAUGAGGUGCAUCGCUUCAGAGAGGGAAAAGCUCUGAGAGUCUUUGAUGACAUCCAUCAUCUUGGAAAGUACAGUCGGGAACAGGAGCUGAAACAGAGAGAGGAGGACUAUCGCUGGGAUGUGUAUGCAGAAGGAAUACCCCAUUCCAUAAAGUCAGAAGGCCCCCUUUCUCUGCCUUGUGAGGUCCGCUUCUCCUUCACCAAGACUACAGAGUUUUUGUUCACUGCAGCCUCAGGACUAACUGAGCUGCAACUUAAUGGACUGGCUGAUAGCAAAGAGAACUGGACUGACAUUGAGGAUAUCAAUCGGGUGUUUUGCUGCAAACGGACCGCUAUAUCAGACUAUGCCCAGGAACACUGGAAAGAGGAUGCUUUUUUCGGCUACCAGUUUCUAAAUGGUGUCAACCCCAUCUUGAUCCAACGUUGUUCAGCCCUGCCCAAGAACCUGCCUGUUACGAAUGACAUGGUCUGCCUUCCUGGGCAGAGUAGUUUGGAAGAUGAAAUGAAGAAAGGAAACAUAUACUUGUGUGACUACAAGCGUUUGGAUGGACUGGAAGGAAACACCAUCAAUGAGAAGAAGCAGUACCUGAUGGCUCCACUCGUCCUACUUCACAGAACACCUGAUGAUAAGAUGAUGCCAAUUGCAAUUCAGCUGAAACAAACUCCAGGAGAUGACAAUCCCAUCUUUUUUCCUUCUGAUUCUGAGUACGACUGGUUGAUGGCGAAGAUUUUUGUGAGAAGUGCAGAUUUCAGCGAACAUCAACUCAAUGUUCACCUGCUGCGCACUCAUCUGCUGGCUGAAGUUUUUGCUGUGUCUAUGCUGCGCAAUGUGCCCAUGGUGCAUCCACUGUACAAGCUUCUCGUUCCUCACACUCGCUACACCCUACAGAUCAACAACUUAGCGCGACUUCUUCUAAUUUCGGAGACUGGUGUUUUUACAGGGUUUGCAGCUUCUGGAGGAGAGGCUAUGUUUACGAUCCUGAAGAGAUCCCUGUCCUCAAUGACGUACAGCUCCCUCUGCAUACCAGAUGACAUUGCUGAGCGUGGGCUGGAGGCUGUGCCCAACUUCUACUACAGGGAUGAUGGACUCAGGCUUUGGGAUAUCAUCCACAGGUUUGUGCAGGGAAUUCUCAGCUUCUACUACAAGAAUGAUGCUGAGGUCCAGCAGGACUCUGAACUGCAGGCAUGGAUUUCAGACAUUUUUGAACAUGGGCUCCUUUCCCAACCAUGUCCAGGAAUCCCCCGGAGCUUCACUACAGUGGCUGAGUUGGUCAAGUUCGUCACCAUGGUGAUCUUCACCUGCUCAGCACAGCACUCGGCUGUGAAUGCUGGACAGUAUGACUAUGGUGGCUGGAUGCCCAACACUCCUAUCUCCCUACAACUUCCUCCACCAACCACAAAGGGGACAACAAGCGAGGCCACCAUGCUGCAGACAUUCCCUGAUGUCAACACAACAGUUCAGGGGAUGGCCACCAUGUGGCUGCUGAGCAAGCAGUCCUCUGACUUUGUUCCUCUUGGCCGGUACCCUGAAGACCAUUUCAGUGAGGAGAUUCCCCACAAGCUAAUAAAGGCUUUUCAAGGAGAGCUUCAAGACUUGAGCGAAGCCAUCAAAGCCAGAAACAAGGAUCUUGAAGUUCCAUACACAUACAUGGAUCCAACAGAGGUAGAAAAUAGUGUGGCCAUUUGAAUGUCUUAGGGUGACCUCCUCUGUUGUUGAGCAAAUUUAGCUUCAAAGCUAAAAGAGUCAAAAAAGAAGAACUGCAUGUUCUGUACUGAAAUGAUAUUACACUGAAAAAAAACUUCUGCCUGUAGUCAGUGUAUGCUUAUCUGUGAUUUUUGUUCAGCCUUAUUUAAGUUUAUUGUGAAUAUAUCUGCUUUUACAAAGCCUCAUAUUUUAACUUUGUCCACGGAAAUGAACGACAAAUGUGAAGUCCAAUGAAAAGCUGCAGCAUUGAAGCAUUUUCUCACGCGCAUGUAACUUUACAUAAACAAAAUAUGAACAUUUUAACUUGUCUGCCAAUAUUUAUCUAGACUUUGUGCUUAAGAAAAAUAUGACAUUAUUUUAUUUGGUACAUUUAUACAUUAAAUGUAUUAGAUGUAUUACAUUACAUUAGAUGUUGAGGGUAUAGUGGAUAUGUCUUGCUUAGUAUCCUUGCACCACUAAUUUGAGCUCAGGCUUUAUCUGUUACUGAGCCAGUUUGCACUGAGCCAGCUUGCACUGAGCCAGUUAGAUAAACAGACAAGUUAUGUCAUAUCUUAUUUUACAUUGUUGACUCAGCGUAGCACUGAUUAAUUAACUUUGACUCAUUGUUUUGAAACAAACGUUAUGUGCAGAAGGAAUAAAAACAAUCAUGGUAUGUAAAUACUUUGACAAUGGGAAUCGAAAAAAGGAAUCACUCCAAUUGAGCUGUUCAAUUGCAGGGCGUGUUCCUAAGGUAUGGCGUUGGGUAGAGCUUUUUUGAAACAGUGAAAAUUAUUUAUUAUUGUGUCCAAACUGUAACCAAAUUUCUUAACCAAAAUAAAUUAUUGGUCUUGUCUAUACACAAAAAAAAUUGUGUCUGGGAGAUUGUUUUUGUCAUCAUUAAAACUUCCCUAUCAAUCACAGUUAGUGUUAUUAUUGAUUAAGAUUAACACAGAUUGCAAUGUGUGUAUCCAAGAAAGACUGUACUUCUUUAAAGGGGGGAUAUUAUACUCUUUUCAACCAUUUUACACUGGUCAAUGCAUUGUUUUUCUCCAAAAGUAGUAUGGGAGGAAAAGCCUUUCAAUGACAGUGUCCUGCCAUGGAAUGAUUCUGUAGUUUGAGGCAUACACCCUGUCUCUUCCUGAGAGUAUUGGUUCUAAUCUUAUCUUUUUAUAGAAACUUAAGUUGGUUCAGUUUAAAGUUGGUUCAGGCUUGCAUUAGUGCAACCUCCCUCCUUCAAAUCAUUUAGUCAUAAAGUAAUUCAUGUAAAUAACUAACUAUGCAUUUCCCCAAAAGUUUCUAUCACUGAUAGAACUGAUCUAUCACUAAUCAUUGUUCCCACUCCUAGUCUUUUUCCAGUCAUCUGUUACUAUUUUGAUAGAUAUUGUUGUUAUUCUUUUUAUUAUUGCCGUGCUUCUUCUGUGUCUAGCAGUUUACAGGUCCAGUAAAAACAAUUUUCACAUG